Molecule: messenger RNA, 4189 nt
Organism: Paramormyrops kingsleyae
Lineage: Eukaryota; Metazoa; Chordata; Actinopteri; Osteoglossiformes; Mormyridae
Product: beta-arrestin-1-like
Biological process (GO): G protein-coupled receptor internalization; signal transduction
Cellular component (GO): cytoplasm
Molecular function (GO): G protein-coupled receptor binding
Source: RefSeq, a predicted model, not a curated record
UGAAACUGCAGAGCCAUGGUGCAGGAUGGAUAAAAGAUUCUUAUUAAGAGUGAUCGCUAAGAUUUCUCAUCCUCACCGAGGGUUUUAAAUCUCCUGGUCUGGAUUUACAAUACAAUUCAUCAGUCCUACAACAGGCACAUUGAAAACGGAGGUGGGGGAGGGGGGCGGUCUGAGAAUGAGUGUGAGAAUCACCUGUCCCAUUGAGUGUGUGUUUCUGUCCGGGCGUGGGUGCCCACAGCGCGCGCGUCUGCUCGAAGCGCCAUUAGGGAUGCCGUUUAAUUUGAUUCAACAGGAAGGAAGAGGGUCAGAAUGCACAAGAGCAGGCAGAUGUGCCAGAGCAGCUACUGCGCUCAGUGCACUUCCUCAGCCUGUGCGGCUGCAUGACGAAGAUCUCCCUCCCACGCAUCUCCGUGCAUUAGCGCUCCAGUUCCCCGUGGCACGGAAGCCUGGGCUCAGCGGCACGCCGAUCCUCACGAUGGGUGACAAAGGCACAAGAGUAUUCAAGAAAGCAAGUCCAAAUGGCAAACUCACUGUGUAUCUGGGAAAGAGGGACUUUGUUGACCAUGUAGACCUUGUGGACCCUGUCGAUGGUGUGGUUUUGAUUGAUACUGAAUACCUAAAGGAAAGAAAAGUUUUUGUGACUCUGACAUGUGCCUUUCGCUACGGCCGAGAAGACUUAGAUGUUUUGGGAUUUACAUUUCGAAAAGACCUGUUUGUUGACAACAUCCAAGCCUUUCCACCAGUGCCCGAACAAAAGAACACCUUAACUCGUCUUCAGGAGCGCUUGAUUAAAAAGCUUGGAGAGAAUGCUUACCCCUUCACCUUCGAGAUUCCUACAAAUCUGCCGUGCUCUGUCACCCUGCAGCCUGGACAGGAGGACACCGGCAAGGCCUGUGGUGUUGACUUUGAAGUGAAAGCUUUUUGUGCUGAGAAUUUGGAUGAGAGAAUACACAAAAGGAAUUCUGUACGGCUCGUCAUAAGGAAAGUCCAAUAUGCUCCAGAGAAGCCUGGUCCCCAGCCCAUGGCGGAGACGACGCGACAGUUUCUCAUGUCAGACAAACCCCUGCACCUUGAGGCCUCGCUGGACAAAGAGAUUUACUAUCAUGGAGAACCAAUUAACGUGAAUGUCCAUGUCACCAACAAUACAAACAAGACUGUAAAGAAGAUGAAAAUCUCAGUGCGUCAGUAUGCAGAUAUUUGCUUGUUCAACACUGCGCAGUACAAAUGCCCUGUAGCAACAGAGGAAUCAGAUGACAUAGUUGCCCCCAGUGCAACAUUUUGCAAAGUAUACACACUUACCCCGUUCCUCGCCAACAAUCGGGAAAAGAGGGGUUUGGCCUUGGAUGGGAAACUUAAACAUGAAGACACAAAUUUAGCCUCCAGUACACUACUAAGAGAAGGAGCUAAUAAAGAGAUUCUGGGCAUUAUAGUGUCUUACAAAGUGAAAGUGAAAUUGGUGGUGUCUCGAGGAGGACUUCUGGGGGAUCUUGCUUCGAGUGAUGUGGCAGUUGAACUUCCUUUCACAUUAAUGCACCCAAAACCAACUGAGGAAUCUUUCUACAAAGAUGUUUCAGAAAAUGAAGCACCGCUAGACACAAACCUGAUAGAAUUUGAAACAAAUGAUGACGACAUCAUCUUUGAAGACUUUGCACGUCAAAGGCUCAAAGAAGCAAAGGAUGACAAAGACGAUGACGAGGGGGGUGCCAAUUCGCCCAGGCCGCAGGACAGAUAAUCAUAUGAGUGCUGUGUGCUGCACUGUGAUGCUGUUUCACACCGAGCUGUCUGUGUCCUGCAGGAAAGCAGAAGCCAUGGAGACCUUUAGCACGUUCACGGUGGUGCCAUUGUUUUGUUUGGUUCAUGUUUUUAUGUUUAAUCCACACAGAAAUGUGGAAACGUAGGAAAGCAGCCUUUCAGCAAGGUAGAAAAGCUAUGCUUUACAACUUAGAAGAUGCCCAAUAAGCAGAAAUUAAAAAUGGGGCAGGACAUUCCAUUUGGUACAGCAUGCAGUUGUGGAAUUCACAAACGUACAAUAUACAAUAAAUUUUUGUUAUAUCAUUUUGUAACUUUUUAAGAUGAAGCUGAGAGGCAAAAUCCUGCCAAAUUAAAUUUAUUUGUAAAAAUGAAUGUUAUCAAGUAAAAGAAAUCAACACACAUUUUAGAUUCAAGGAUUCUGUUAUGUUGCCAGUUUAUCAGAUGUUUACAUUUUUAAUUUUUAAAUGUAUAGAUUUUUUUCUCUGUUCUGCAUUCCUAUGGACAUCAAAACACUUAUUAAUUCUGGAAAAAAAAAUCAAACAACAAAUGCACAUGCAAUCUCUCUUUUUUAUUCCAUUUUAAUACAGAUGAGGUAAACAAUCUCAGGAAAAAAUAUGCAGUGUUUUACUUACAAAUAAAUAGGACUCCUGAGCCGCAAACAUAUAAGGGCAUGUGUAAGUAUAUCUGAAUAUCAGUUUCAGUAUCAUUGACUAUAGGUGUUUCAUAAGCAAUGAAAUAUGAAUCUUAAUAGUAUGUGCAAUGCCGAAAAGUUACCAUUUAAAUGCAAGAGUGGCCUUGUUUUUACAUGAUGGAUUAUCUAUAAUCAGAUAAAGUCUUUCGGUGAAAAUAAUUUUUGUUACGGGUGCAGUUUAUUUUAUUCAUUUCAUAACAAGUAUUGUGUUAAUGAAAAGAGUUGAAAAUUGCUGGUAAGGAAGGGCAUUUUUCAAGGGACUAUUCACAGUUCACGAUACUGAUACUGUUUAGCUGUGAAAUGACAAGUUAUCCUGUUCUGGUUACGCCUCAAUAGUAUUUUUAAUUUGUUUAUUUAUUAAAGGUAAAAAAAUUAACAUGAAAAUAUAUCCCUUCCAAAGCUACUGUUUUAGCAACAUAAAAUUUUAGCAUUAGCAUCUUUUUAAUUUUAAAUGAAGUAAAUUAAAAUGGCUUGUUAUUAGAUUCUUAUAGUGCUCAGCAGUCAAAGUAAGCUGCUUCCUACAGCCCUAAUCUGGGAUCAGUUUCUACUGUAGUACAUGCUUUUAUUUUACAAAGGUUGUUAAAUAAUAUUUAUUUGAUCUUUUUUUAGAAGAAAUGCACGUUAAAUUUGUGAACUGACAAAGGUGAAGCAGAAGAUGAUGAAUCAAUGAACAGGCUAUGUAAUAAAUAAUAAAGUAUAUAGCUAAUUAAUGCAAGAAGGUCAAUUAUAAAUAAUGCUUAAGGAGUAUAAGGUAGAAUAAUCUAGAGACACACAUUUGCACUGCUAUAAUAUAGUCAUAAUUCUACAGUCCUCUCCCCUCUACAAAAUGCUAUGAAAUGCCAAAUAAUGGAAAUAAAUCUCUAUGGAAAAAUUGGGUCCAAAUGUUUUCCUUAGUAAAUGAAAGAUUAUGAGAUGCAAGAAUUAGGCAAGCUGGUGGUGUCAGAUAUUAUUUUUUUAAAAACUGGUCGUAUGAUACAACAAUGUAAAUGUUCUGUAUUAAGUUUUGUUUUCUUCAGGAAAUUAAACGAUAAUCUUGAAAACACAAAAUGUGUUUCAAAAGGGUAGACAAAGUUUGUAAAAAAUUUUGAGGCAGAUCACUAUCACUGUAUACAUUACCUACAUUUCUACAUUCCUCUAUAAUUAUAAUAUUUGUCCUAUAUAGCUGCGUCUAACUUUUGAAGUUACAGGGCUCCCUGUUGUUUUUCAAGUAGAAUUAUUAAAAAAUAUUUUUGUAUUUUUCUUAUUUAUAUAUAUUGAAUCUAUGAAUAGUUUUGUGCAGCAAGGAAAAUGACAGCAGGCAACCUUUUAAUAACCUACAAUAUUGCAUAUUGCAAUCUUUUAUAUUAAUUUGAAGGUUUUUAAAACUUCUCUUACUAUUACCUGAGAUCUUUUAGAUUUAUAGAUCAAAAUGACUUCAUUAAAACUCUCAUGAAGAUCAACUUUCCCGUUAUUUAUUUACCAGUCAGAAAGUAUCAGUAAUUAUGUACGUACUGUUUUGCAAUAGAGUGCAAAUCUUCACAAUGUUUACAAAACAUAGCAGCAUUUUUCAAAUGAAAACACUUAAUAUCGGCAUUUAUUACUGGACAUAAGGGAUAAUUUACAUCUUAUGGUAAAUUAAUCAUUUCUGGAAAAUGCUAGGUAAAAGAAUGUAAUUUUUAAAUACAUAUAUAUAUAUAUAUAUAGAUAUACAUUGUUAUGCUUGUGGUCUGCAUCCAUUUACUCAGCAGAAUAAAAAUCUAUGAAAAU